Messenger RNA from Strongyloides ratti, 1320 nucleotides. Its product is annotated as EB domain and Cysteine-rich repeat-containing protein. The transcript has 3 exons. The record is from RefSeq and is a predicted model, not a curated record. NCBI's taxonomy places the organism in Eukaryota, Metazoa, Nematoda, Chromadorea, Rhabditida, Strongyloididae. The coding region runs from base 1 to 1320 and encodes 439 amino acids.
AUGACAAAUAAAUAUGAAAAAAAGAAGUGUUUUAUAUUAUUAGCUUCUUUAUAUUAUAUAAUUUUAACACAAUACAUAUGUUAUUAUGUUUAUGCUACAAAUUAUAGUCCAUGUGAUGGUAAAUCACAAUUAUCAGAACCAUGUGAUAAAGAUAUAGAUUGUGAAUUAAAAGGUAGUAUUUGUUUAAGAUCAAGGUGUCGUUGUCAUCCACAUUAUGUUGAAGUUACAGAAAAAAAUGGAAAAAAGCGUUGUAUAAGAUUACCUUCAAAGAUAGGAGCACAAUGUAAUAAUAGUUGUCGUGAACCAUUAUUUUGUCGCAAUGGAAUAUGUCAAUGUGUCCAAAGAGGAUCAACUACUUUACAAAAUGGUGAAUGUAUAUUUAUUUCAAAUGUUGGCGAUAGAUGUUCACGUCAUACUGACUGUACGGCACCAUUUAGUGCAUGUUUAAAUUCACAAUGUGUAUGUAUAUCAGGGACUGUUCAACAGGGUAAUAAAUGUGUUGCUUCAACAAAUUGUCCUUUAGGUGGAAUGCCUGUAGGUACAUGUACAAGAAAAGCAUCAAAAGCACAAGUUUAUAAUUUUAUUGACAAUGCUGAUGAUUGUCCAUCUAAUAUGGUCUGUAUAACAGCUCCUGAUUCUCCUAUAGGACAUUGUUGUCCUAAAGUUUGUCCUUUAGGAACUACAUAUGAUUCAUCAUUUCAUUGUGAUAUUAAAAGUAAUGCUACAAAUAAAUGUCCAUCUGAUACUCAUUUUUGUCAUAGACUUAGUGAUGGUCAUUUUGUACAAUCAAUUUGUUGUCGACGUCCAUGUAAUGCUUAUUCACCAAAAGCAUUAUAUUUAAAUGGUGAAUGUGUUCAAAGAGGACAAUUAAAUUCUCAAUGUACGGUUAAUGAUCAAUGUGGUGGAUCAGAAGGAAUGCAAUGUGUUAAUGGAUAUUGUCAAUGUUCUGCUGGUUUUCAUCCAUCAACAGAUAUUUUAACACAUGCUAUUAAAAAUCCAAGUCAAUUAUGUAUUAAAGAUUGUAAAACGAAUAAUUUAUCAAGAGAUACAACGUGUCAUGAACCAUCAACAUUAGGAAGACCAUGUUUUGUUCAAGAACAAUGUCCUAAAAAUUCUGGAUGUUAUCGUGGUCGAUGCCAAUGUCGUUGUAAAUUUGAAUUAAAAGGUGAUAAAUGUGUAAUGAUUGAAAAACCAACAACAGAAAGACCACAACCAGUUGUUAUUCCAGGUUUUCCUCAAGGUCAAAAUGGUGGUGAUAUUAUUGGUUUAAUAGGAAGAUUAUUUGGUGGAGCUGGACAAGGAUUGACAAGAAAUGGAUAG